Messenger RNA from Pelagomonas calceolata, 1170 nucleotides. The record is from the annotation of a GenBank genome assembly. Lineage: Eukaryota; Pelagophyceae; Pelagomonadales; Pelagomonadaceae.
UAGCAAAGCACGAGUCGACGAUUACGCUGCGAUACCGGCUGUAUCGUGCACGUACCGGACACACUGGACACACCAGAGACGUACCACAGCCGCCCGCCAUGCCUAACGCACCAGCGAUGCGCUGCCGACGGCACCCAAGGCCAUAAACCCCCUGCAGCCUAAGCAAAACCGCAGCGAUGCAGGACGAGUUCAAAGCCGCGGCGAGAAAGACGGCGAUAAGCGUCGCAGCAGCGGCGUGCUUCGGGUUAAUCCUAAAUUAUGCGAGAGGUUCUACCGCAGCCCUCGAGUUCGCGAGUGGCUACCUAGUAGAACAAUCCCUGAGUGUGGACAACCUAUUUGUGUUCAUCAUGCUCUUCGACUACUUUCGGGUGCCGCGGGAGUUCCAGGGCCGCGUAUUAAACUGGGGCAUCCUCGGCGCGGUCGCGAUGCGGGGCGUGAUGAUCAUCGCGGGCGUGGCUGCCGUACAAAAGUUCAGGUGGAUGACGUUGUUAUUUGCCGGUAUUUUAUUUUUAUCCGCGAUCAAGUUGCUCUUGGAGGGCGACGACGACGACGAAGAUGAGAUCAAUGACAGACUAGUGAUGCGGAUCGCGCGACGAGUGGUGGGUGCGACGGCCGAGUAUGAUGGAGACCGGUUUUUUACCACACAACAUAAAGAUGGGAAGAGUAUGAGAGCGGCGACGCCGUUAUUGCUAUGUCUGGUCUGCGUCGAGCUGAGUGACGUCGUCUUCGCGGUGGACUCCAUACCCGCCGUGCUCGGGAUUAGUACGGAUCCGUUGGUGGUCUACUCGUCGAACAUCUUCGCGAUUAUUGGGUUGCGAGCAUUGUACACACUCGUAGCUCGCGCGGUGGACUCGCUCACAUACCUCAAGCACGCCGUCUGCGCCGUUUUAGUGUUCAUCGCGUUGAAGAUGAUCGGCGAGUACUUCGACUACCACCUGUCGACCGGCUUUUCGCUCUGUGUCGUCGGGUCUUUAUUGGCGCUCGGCGUCCUGGUCUCUUGUGUUAUUAGACCUAGGAAGAAGCGGAAGGACGACAAGGAUCUUGACGGGCUUCAUCAGUACCCGCACGGCUUCGAGCCGCCGUCUCCGUUAUUCCAGCGGGGGCACCGGAACGGCUACUCGGCGCGCGACGAUUUGUCGCGCGUGAUGGUGUAAUCCUUAUUGUGGUUUU